AUGAGACCAUACCAGGCUGCCUGCAUCGUAGUCGCCACUCUGCUGCUCUUCGCACCUGCAACCAUUGAAGCGAAGCGACGCAAGCACAAAGGCGAUGAUUCACAUAGAGCCAAGACCAAGACAAAGUGGUCCAGUUCAACGGAACUUGGCGGCAAUAGCGGUCAAGUGUCCACCGAGGAGCAUGGUUACUAUGUGAAACGCACCUAUACUCCACUGUCGGGUAGCGAUGGCAAACGCCAGAGCCCUCCCUUUCUGGCCAUACCGAUUGCCUGGUUUGGCUGUGAGCCAGGCCAAAGGGGCUGCCAACAAGUCAGCAAUUCAGGUGCCAUCAACAGCAUUGCCCAUGCACUGAGCGAGGGCUACCUAUGCGACGACGAUUGUGUGGAGGGCUAUGAGCCCAUCUGCGGCCAGACACCCAGCGAGGUGGCUGUCUUCUACAACAAAUGCAAGCUGAAUGUGGCCAAGUGUCGCACGCAUGGCCUGUGGACAGAUCUGCCCUAUGAGCAGUGCCAGCAAACCUAUCCCAAGGAAACUUGUUAUACCGACAAGAAGUUCAAGUCGUCGCCCUUCUUCCGCGAUAAUUCUACGCCAACAACUGCUGAUGCGGUUAAGUCCGACAAGGCAGACAGCAACAGCAAUGAGAGCAGCGAGGAGCAAAAGGAUCAGGAUAAGUCCAAGAAAAAGAACAAAACAGCACGUGUGGAGCCCCUUGUGCUGCCCGUUAAGGAACAAUCUUUGGAAACUGUAGUACCAGUACCAGUGCCACAGGCAGCGGCUGUACCCAUCGAGAACAUUGCUGUGCCCCCAUUGCCAGUAAAGACAGUUGAAUCUCCUCACUCCCAGCCAGCUGAGCCACAAUCUGUUCUGGUCAAGGCGGAGAAAACUGCCGAGUCCUUGGAAACGCCCAAGGAGCAGGACAAAUCUAUUUCUGAUAAGGAUAAACUUAAGUAUGUUGUAUCUUGA
Messenger RNA from Drosophila grimshawi, 963 nucleotides. RefSeq lists its product as uncharacterized. The transcript has 2 exons. Bases 1 to 963 code for a protein of 320 amino acids. Lineage: Eukaryota; Metazoa; Arthropoda; Insecta; Diptera; Drosophilidae. The record is from RefSeq and is a predicted model, not a curated record.